CUCUCUCUCUCUCUCUCUCUCUCUCUCUCUCUCUCUGUCUGUCUCUCUCUCUCUCUCUAAACUCUGAAACUGCUGGUACAACUGAUUCUUUUCUUCUCGUAUGCUCUGAAAUCCAAGCUAUCAUCAUCGUCAGCGUUCACCUUCUUCGAUUCUUCCGGAAGGAGGUGAUGUCCAUGUCACAUAGUGAGUGAGAUAUAUAGCAGCCAGGGGUUAGAAAAUGGGGGCGUCAACUUCUAGAAUAGAAGAAGAUAAAGCCCUGCAGCUAUGUCGAGAUCGGAAAAUUAGGCAAGCACUUGAUGGCAGGUGCUCAUUGGCAGCAGCUCAUGUUACAUAUAUUCAGUCACUAAAAAACACAGGACUGGUUCUUGGGAAAUUUGCUGAGCCUGAGGCUCCAAUUGAAUCUUCAUUGUAUACUUCCACUAAUGCAACACCGGAGCCUCUUACUUUAACUGAGAAGGCACUUUCUCAAUUCUCAUUCUCUUCUCCGUCUGUGUCACAACGCGUGGAUGCAACAGAAACCUUUUCUCCUACACCUUCUCCUCCUAGCUCUAGUCGAAUUCACACAAACUAUAUGAAAUUUGGUGGCUUCACUUUCAAAAAGGUUGAAGAAAAACCAUCCAUACCCAUUGUUGGGACGGUGACCUCCUCGAGUACCCCGCAGAAUACCACACCACGAUCUGCUAGUAGACCUGAAAACUCACCAUUUGAAGAUUCUUCCCUCCCUUCUGGAACUCCACCAUGGGAUUUCUUUGGUCUUUUCCAUCCAAUUGACCACCAGUUUUCUUUCCAAGAUGGUAAGGGUGUAAACCAAGGGGGUGAGAGUUCUGAUGAUAUAAGACGUCUAAGAGAAGAGGAGGGAAUUCCAGAGCUGGAAGAUGACGAAGAGAAGGGUUCUGUUCAUGGAAAAGAAGGAUCUGAGGAUUCUGAAGAUGAAUUUGAUGAGCCAGCCACAGUUUCUCUGGUUCGAAGUUUUGAAAAUCGUAAUAGAGUACAUGAUCACAGUGAAGUUGAUACUUCAACUGCUGUGCCUUCUGCAGGAAUUGCAACUUCAGAAACUGAGUUAUUGAACGGCGAAAAAAGCCACUCUCCCGCCAUGCCUUCUGCAGGAAGUGUAGCUUCAGAGACUGAGUUAUUGAAUGGGGAGAAAAGUAACUCCCCUGAUUUAUCGCCAUUAAGGGCCACUGCAUCAGCAGUAUCAGUUGCAUCUGAAACAAAUAAAGCACAAGUAAAAGAGGGUUGCAUAGAAAACAAGGUUAUCCCCAAGGACUUCUUUUCAAGUAUAAAAGAUAUUGAGUUUCUAUUUAUAAAAGCUUCUGAAUCGGGUAAAGAAGUUCCAAGAAUGCUUGAAGCCAAUAAGUUGCACUUUCGUCCAAUAUUUCCAGGGAAACAAAGUGGUUCAACAGCAUCUACACUUCUGAAAGCUUGUUUGUCUUGCGGAGAAGAUCCAAGUCAGGUUCAAGAAGAAGAACCUGCUCAAACAAAUACUAAGUAUCUAACUUGGCAUAGGACAACAUCAUCUCGAUCAUCUUCAUCUAGGAAUCCUUUAGGAGCAAACUCAAAGGACGAUAUCGAGGAGUUAACUGGUAGUGUUUUUGAAAAUAUCUGCAUGAUCUCAGGAAGUCAUGCCUCAACGUUGGAUAGGUUAUAUGCAUGGGAGAGAAAACUCUACGAUGAAGUGAAGGCUAGUGAGAUUGUCAGAAGGGAGUAUGAUGCCAAGUGUAGGACUUUAAGGCAGCUAGAAUCAAAUGGGGAAAGUUCUCAGAAAAUUGAUAAAACUCGUGCUUGUGUCAAAGAUCUGCAUUCAAGAAUUAGAAUUGCUAUUCACAGAAUUGAUUCUAUAUCAAAGAGGAUUGAGGAAUUACGGGACAAAGAGCUUCAGCCACAACUUGAGGAGUUGAUUGAGGGGUUAAGUCGUAUGUGGGAGGUCAUGUUUGAAUGCCACAAGCUUCAGUUCCACAUCAUUUCUAUCGCAUUUAACAAUGGCAACACCAAAAUCUCCAUGCACUCAGAAUCACGUAGGCAGAUUACUGUCCGUCUUGAAAAUGAACUUCGCUCUCUUGCAUCAAGUUUCCUCAAGUGGAUUGGCGCUCAAAAGUCCUAUUUCCAGGCAUUAAAUGCCUGGCUCUUCAAAUGUGCCCCCAACAAUGAAAAGUCCUACAAGAGAAAAAGGAGACAACCAGCCCCAAAAUUGAGAAACUAUGGUCCUCCGAUAUAUGUGAUCUGUGAUGUCUGGUUGGAAAAGAUCAAUACAUUGCCUGUAAAAGACGUAGCGGAUUCCAUGAAGGAUUUAGCUGCUGAAACUGCCAGACUUUUACCACGUCAAGAAAAGAAAGAUAGUAAGGGUGCAACUCUUUCCAAUUUAACAUCUUGGACUGCCGAUAAUAACAGUGAAACAGCAGUUAAUGGACUGAGAGAUGAAGCUUCAGAAGACUUCAUUUCGAGGUUUGAUCAUUUCCGAUCACGCUUGGUGGCAUUUUUCGGAAAGUUGAAUAACUUUGCAGCGUCUUCUGUCGAGAUGCAUACCGAACUAGACAAGGCCAUCCAGGAUGCUAAGCGUACUUACGAAAGAUCGCAAUCCCAACCCCGAUCCCAAUCUCAAUCUCAAACUCAAGUUGUUUGAUUGGGGAAGACAAUCUUACACGUAGAAGUGGAAUGCCUUGGCAUCGUCACAUAACAAAUUCCAUGGAAAUUGUCGUCUGCAUGGCCAAGAAACACAAUAAAUCUCAGGUACAAGGUCAUUUGAGCAUUGCAUUUUGUGUAUUGAGAGAGGAAUAAAGGAAAUUGGUAUAAAGUUUUACGUUUAAGAAUCAACUGGAAAAUAAAGGAGUUGGCUUAAAGUAACUAAUUUGGGUUUGAUAAUGGGGUGGUAAUUGUAGUUUAAGGCUGUUAAUUACAGGGGCCUGGUGAGAAAAUGAAGAUUUGUAUGCAAAUUGAGGGAGGAACUUGUACAGUGUCUUUUCUUUUUUUUUUUUUUUUGGGUAAUCAUAGGAACUCAUAUAAAGGCCCACCCCCUCGUUCUUAUGUAAUUAUCAAUAAUUUAUAAUGCAUUUGCAAUAAUGUUUUGUUUA
Molecule: messenger RNA, 3068 nt
Organism: Morus notabilis
Lineage: Eukaryota; Viridiplantae; Streptophyta; Magnoliopsida; Rosales; Moraceae
Product: nitrate regulatory gene2 protein
Source: RefSeq, a predicted model, not a curated record